AUGAAUACCUCUCAAUUUACAGAUCGAGCCAAUAAGGCUAUAAUGCAAGCUGGGGAUCUUGCAGAACAGUUCUCCCACCCCGAGAUUUUACCCAUUCAUUUGGCUGUCGUUCUCCUUAACCCCAUGGAAGGUGAUGAUGAGGAGCCAGCCAACGAUUCUCACAAAUCUUCCACGGCGCUUUUUAAGCAAGUCAUUCUCAGAGCUCAUGGUGACCCACAGCAGCUUGAUCGCUCCCUACAAAAAGCACUGGUACGGCUACCGAGUCAGGACCCACCUCCCGCCCAACUCGCCAUCUCUCCCGCUUUAUCCAAAGUCCUAAGGUCCGCCAAAGAGUUAUCAAAAACACAAAAAGACAGCUAUGUUGCCAUAGACCAUUUAAUUACUGCAAUGACGGGGGAUUCUACUGUCAAGCGGGCCUUGGCUGAUGCGAAUAUACCUAAUGUGAAGUUGAUUGACUCGGCCGUUCAGCAAAUUCGUGGAACGAAACGAGUGGAUUCCAAAACCGCUGAUACUGAAGAAGAAGCAGAAAAUUUAAAGAAGUUUACAAUUGAUAUGACUUCCAUGGCAAGAGAAGGAAAAAUUGACCCUGUCAUUGGUCGAGAAGAAGAAAUCAGACGCACCAUCCGAAUACUGAGUCGGCGAACUAAAAACAAUCCGGUUCUUAUUGGUGAACCUGGCGUCGGUAAAACGACUAUUGUUGAGGGAUUGGCUCGACGUAUUGUUAAUUCCGAUGUUCCCGCCAACCUUGCACAAUGCAAACUCCUCUCCCUUGAUGUUGGUGCCCUUGUUGCCGGCAGCAAAUAUCGAGGUGAGUUUGAAGAGCGCAUGAAGGGUGUUUUGAAGGAAAUUGAAAAUUCAAAAGAGACUAUUGUUCUAUUUGUGGAUGAAAUCCACCUUCUCAUGGGUGCCGGUUCAUCAGGGGAAGGCGGUAUGGACGCUGCCAAUUUACUAAAGCCGAUGCUCGCACGGGGUCAGCUGCAUUGUAUUGGAGCGACCACGUUGGGCGAGUAUCGAAAAUACAUCGAAAAAGAUCAAGCAUUUGAACGCCGUUUUCAACAAGUCCUCGUCAAGGAACCCACUGUCAACGAAACAAUUUCAAUUCUUCGAGGGUUAAAAGAGAGAUAUGAAGUUCACCACGGUGUUAACAUUCUGGAUGCAGCAAUUGUCUCGGCUGCGACUUUAGCCGCUCGAUACCUUACCGCCAGGCGGCUUCCUGAUUCUGCUGUCGAUUUGAUAGAUGAAGCGGCUGCUGCUGUUCGCGUGGCCCGAGAAUCACAACCUGAAGCUAUCGAUACAAUGGAAAGACGUUUGCGGCAAUUACAAAUUGAAAUACAUGCCCUGGAGCGAGAAAAGGAUGCGGCAUCAAAAACACGCUUAGAGGCUGCUAAGCAGGAAGCAGCCAAUGUUAGCGAAGAACUACUUCCCCUUCGUGAAAAAUAUGAACAGGAAAAGCAACGCAGCCGAGAUAUUCAAGAUGCCAAAAUGAAACUUGACCAACUAAAAGUUAAGGCCGAAGAGGCUACUCGUUCCGGCGACAUGCAAACAGCAUCUGACCUAGUCUACUACGCCAUCCCCGAUGUUGAAAAGCGUAUCGAGCAGUUCGAAGCUGCCAGAGCUCGCCAGGAUGCUGAAGCGGCUCUCAACCCAGGUGGUCAAGCAGAGACGUUACUUGCCGACGCAGUUGGUCCUGACCAGAUUAAUGAAAUUGUAGCCCGCUGGACUGGAAUUCCUGUCACCAGGCUAAAAACUACCGAGAAGGACCGAUUGCUUCACAUGGAAUCUCAUCUGGGCAAGAUUGUUAUUGGCCAGAAAGAAGCCGUCUCCUCUGUUUGUAAUGCUAUUCGGCUUCAGAGAUCUGGGCUUGCAAAUCCAAAUCAACCUCCAAGCUUCUUAUUCUGUGGCCCUUCCGGGACGGGCAAGACUCUCUUGACAAAGGCACUAGCAGAAUUUCUUUUUGAUGACCCAAAAGCCAUGAUCCGAUUUGAUAUGUCUGAGUACCAAGAGCGUCAUUCCCUCAGCCGUAUGAUUGGAGCACCCCCGGGUUAUGUCGGUCAUGAUGCAGGUGGCCAGCUUACUGAAUCCCUCAGACGUCGUCCAUUCUCAAUUCUCCUAUUUGACGAGGUCGAAAAGGCAGCAAAAGAAGUGUUGACAGUCCUUCUUCAGCUGAUGGACGAUGGCCGCAUUACGGACGGCCAAGGUAGGAUUGUUGACGCGAAAAAUUGUAUUGUCGUCUUGACCUCUAAUCUUGGCGCGGAGUAUCUUGCACGACCCAACGCUGCUGAUGGCAAUAUCGAUCCGACCACCAAAGAACUCGUCAUGGGUGCCUUGCGGGACUAUUUCCUACCUGAAUUCUUAAACAGAAUUUCCAGUAUUAUAAUAUUCAACCGGCUGUCAAAACGGGAAAUUCGCAAAAUUGUCGACGUUAGGUUGAGUGAAAUACAGCGCAGACUCGAACAAAAUAGUCGCAAUAUCCAGAUUUCUUGCACAGACAGCGUAAAGGAUUACCUUGGAAAGGCCGGGUAUUCUCCUGCCUACGGGGCGCGGCCGCUUUCGAGACUCAUUGAGAGAGAAGUUUUGAAUCGACUGGCAGUGCUGAUCCUAAGAGGAGCCAUCAAAGACGAUGAGGUUGCACGUGUGGUCAUGGAAGAUGGCCGUGUUACCGUUCUUCCAAAUCAUAUGGAAAGUGAUGACGAAGAUGAAGAGAUGAUCGACGAAGAAGAUGCACUUGCGGAAUUAGAAGAUGACAUGGGAGACAAAGAUCUCUAUGAAUAA
Molecule: messenger RNA, 2772 nt
Organism: Ophidiomyces ophidiicola
Lineage: Eukaryota; Fungi; Ascomycota; Eurotiomycetes; Onygenales; Onygenaceae
Gene: HSP98
Product: Heat shock protein hsp98
Exons: 1
Coding region: 1-2772 (923 amino acids)
Biological process (GO): cellular response to heat
Cellular component (GO): cytoplasm; cytosol
Molecular function (GO): ATP hydrolysis activity; ATP binding
Source: RefSeq, a predicted model, not a curated record